GUCGUUGACUCCACUAUCUCUCUCUACCUCUCUCUCUCUCUCUCUGUGCAUCCUAUUCAAUGUCGGGUAAAGCCCUGAAUCGCAAUCUCAUCUUCUGGCUGUGCUUCCUCGGAAACCCAGCUCUGUGGCACCCAUCCACCGCCGCGUCUCCCGGAGACCGCCGCCUGUACAAUGUCGGAGAUCACGUCCCCUUAUUCGCCAACAAAGUGGGUCCCCUCCACAACCCCAGUGAGACGUACCAAUACUACGACUUGCCAUUUUGCCGUCCAGAUCCAUUAAUCCCGAAGAGGGAAUCUCUUGGUGAAGUUUUGAGUGGUGAUCGUCUCACCAACACUCUGUACAGUUUGAAGUUUGGAGAAGUCAAGACGGGAGUGACUCUCUGUAAGAAAAGACUUUCAAGGGAUGAAGUUGCCAUGUUCAGGGAUGCUGUUAUCAAUGACUUUUACUUCCAAAUGCACUAUGAUGAUCUUCCACUGUGGGGAUUCAUCGGAAAAAUAGAAGACUCGAAUUGGGCACUUGAAGAGAUGAUGCCCAGAUAUUAUCUGUUCAAGCAUAUCAAGUUCGAUGCCUUUUAUAAUGGAAAUCAGAUAAUAGAAAUUCGCGCUUUCGGUCACCCUAAUCAUGUGGUGGACAUAACGGAAGAUGACGAAGUUGACAUGGAGUUCACUUAUUCUGUAUUCUGGAAUACAACCUCAACUCGGUUUGAGGACAGGAUGAACAGAUACUUACAAACUUCGAUGCUUCCUAUCAACAAGCAGAUUCAUUGGUUCUCACUCCUCAAUUCGCUUGUUGUUCUCGUACUCUUGAUGGGAUUGUUUGCGCUGCUAUUCAUGAGACGUCUGAACAAUGACCUAAGAAUGUGCUCAGGUGGAGAUGAAGAAGAAGAUAAGGAGGCUGGGUGGAAAUAUAUUCGCGGCGACGUGUUUAGACUUCCAUCGAACUUGUCCCUAUUAUGUGCCACAUUGGGAUCUGGUAUGCAGAUAUUGACCAUGCUCUGUUUUCUAUUUAUUCUCUCAUUUCUUGGCAUCCUCUACCCUUACAAUCGUGGAGCACUGAGCACAGCUCUCGUAUUGGCAUACACAUUCACAUCUGUUAUUGCAGGUUCCACUGCUGCUUAUUUCCACAAUCAAUUUGCUGAAACUGGAUGGGAAAGGAGCGUCCUGCUAGCUGGGAUACUGUACCCGGGCCCAGUAUUCCUUAUUAUGUCGAUCAUCAACACAAUUUCCAUGGCUUAUCAAUCCACAGUCGCCCUUCCAUUUGGCAGUAUUGUAGUAAUCCUCCUUUUAUACACACUUAUAGCAGUCCCUCUGCUCGCAUUGGGUGGGCUAAUAGGGCAUCGUUUCAGACCUGAGUUUCAAGCCCCUUCUCCAACGAACAAGCAAGCGAGAGGUCUCCCCCUAUUACCUUGGUACAGGAAAGCUCUCUCAGACAUGUUCAUCGGAGGCCUCUUAUCUUUCAGUGCAGUUUUUCUUGAGCUUCACCAGGUUUCGGCAAGCCUCUGGGGAUUUAAGAUUAGUGCUCUGCCAGGAACUUUGUUCAUUACAUUUAUCAUCCUGGUCGUGUUGACUGUAAUUCUGAGCAUCGGUUUGACUUUUACUCAGCUUUCCUCGGAAGACCAUCGGUGGUGGUGGAGAUCUGUGCUGCGUGGUGGGGCGAUGGCCAUUUACAUGUUUGGUUAUUCCAUAUACUUCUAUGCGAAGUCGAAUAUGAGUGGCUUCAUGCAGCUGUCAGUUUUCUUGGGCUACAACGCUCUGAUGAGUUACGCAUUUUUCUUGAUGCUCGGAACAGUUAGUUUCCUCGCUUCAUUUACAUUCAUUCAUCGAAUCUACCAAGCAAUCAAGAGCGAAUGAGCAAUUCUGCUGGCUAACUUCCAUUCAGUUUGGACAAUGCACGUGAACGUUCUCUAUAACAAGAUGGUCUGCUUGUGCAACAUCAAUUGAGGAUUAGUCUCCAUAAGACUCUGCAUUCGUCGUGAAAUUUCCUACAUCAGAUCUGCAAUCCCUCUUAGCGAUGACAUAGGUUGCAUGAAGCAAAUGCAGGAAUACAUCUCAGACAUACGCCGAUCCAGGGCUCCUUUUGUUCUUAAUCCGUGUACUCUUCGAAAAAGUGUAAUUCGUACUACACUUACUAAAUCGUUGCCAAUUUCUGUUUUAUAAUGUUCACAAGCAUAUAUAUUCCUAAGUAUUAAUAAAGUCGAAAUUCGGGUAAA
Messenger RNA from Punica granatum (pomegranate), 2209 nucleotides. Lineage: Eukaryota; Viridiplantae; Streptophyta; Magnoliopsida; Myrtales; Lythraceae. The record is from RefSeq and is a predicted model, not a curated record.